GCACUUUUCUUGACUUCAGAGGAGCAGAUUUAUUUCUGGGUUUAAAUACAUCAUCUUUAUACUGGAAAGAAAACAGCAGACAGGGACAGCAAGAGAACCCCAGAGCAGCGAUGAGCCCUGGUCCCUGCAUGGCAUGCGGGGCACUGCCUUCCUCCCUGCUCCUCCUCCUCCUCCUCUUCCUCAGCCCCAAUGGAAGCUCCGAGCCCGCUCCGCCACCAUUCCCAGAGCUGCGCCUGGCAAACGGGCCCAGCCGGUGCCAGGGCCGCGUGGAGAUCCUGUACAACGGCUCCUGGGGAACCGUGUGUGAUGACGACUGGGACAUUGCUGAUGCCAAAGUGGUGUGCCGGCAGCUGGGAUGUGGCCACGCCAUCGCCCUGCCGGCACCCAUGACUUUUGGCCAGGGGAGGGGGCCCAUCUUCUUGGACAACGUGGACUGCAAGGGCCAGGAGGCGGCGCUGAGUGAAUGCAGGAGCAAUGGCUGGGGCGUGCACAACUGUAACCACUAUGAGGAUGCCAGUGUUGUCUGCAAUGAGCUCUCCCCCACAUCAGCAAGCGAAGGACCGACCAGCAGGACUGCCACGGCCUCAGUGCAGAAUGGGGAAGGUGACGGCCGCAUCCGGCUGGUGAGCGGGGCAGACCCCUGCCAGGGCCGCGUGGAGAUCUUCUACCAGGGGAGCUGGGGCACGGUGUGUGAUGAUGACUGGGGGCUGAGCGACGCCAGCGUGGUCUGCAAGCAGGUGGGCUGCGGCCAGGCUCUGGAGUACAAAAGCAACGCUUAUUUUGGCUACGGCACCGGGCACAUCCUGCUGGACAACGUCAACUGCGAGGGCAGCGAGCCCAUCCUCUCCGCCUGCUAUAGCCUCGGCUGGGGCAUCCACAACUGCGGCCACCACGAGGAUGCCGGGGUGAUCUGCAUGGGUCUGGACACAUCCACCAUCACAUCCUUCACCACCUCCGUGGCCCUGGACUAUGAAGAGAUGCUCACUGCCACAGCCACAGCAGUGACAGUCAGCCGUGAGCAGCCCUCACCAGCGACCGAGGUGGUCACCACUGUGCUCAUCACUGCCGAGAUGGAAAGUGGCGGCGUGAGGUUGGCGAACGGCAACGGGAGCUGCCGCGGUCGGGUGGAGGUGCGGCACGGCGGGACGUGGGGCACGGUGUGCGACGACGACUGGGACUUCCCCGACGCGCAGGUGGUUUGUCGGCAGUUGGGAUGCGGGGCCGCCGUCUCCGCCACCGUGCUGGGUUCUUUCGGGUACGGCAGCGGGCCGGUGCUGCUGGAUAACGUGGGGUGCGACGGGCACGAAGAGAGCCUGGCCGACUGCUUCCACCUGGGAUGGGGGCAACACAACUGCGGCCAUCACGAGGAUGCGGGUGUUGUGUGCCGAGGUGCUGACGACUCAGGAAACCACUUCCAAGAAGCCACUGUUGCCACCACCACGUCGGCCCCGACCCAUCUGGAGGAUGGGUUCUUGCGCCUGGUGAACGGCAGCCAUCGGUGCGAGGGCCGCGUGGAGAUGUUCUACCUGUCCCAAUGGGGCACGGUGUGUGAUGACGGCUGGGACCUGAGGGAUGCCAAGGUGGUGUGCAGGCAGCUGGGCUGUGGGCACGCCAUGGCGGCGUGGGGGGAAGCAUAUUAUGGCCCCGGCACCGGUUACAUCUUCCUCGACAACCUCAAGUGCAAAGGCAGCGAGCCCUCACUGCUGCACUGCUCACACAUCCAAUGGGACGUCCACAACUGCGACCACUCGGAGGAUGCCGGUGUGGUCUGCAGCCUCCUAUGACCACCCGCCCAUAGGGACCCUCCUGGAGCACAUGGAAUGCAUGCAUGGCUCCUCUGCAGCGUGAGCUGCUCUGCUCUGCAACAAGGGGCUGCCCUGCUCUGCAGCAUGCUGUGAUGCAGCGCUGUUUCCACCUGAACAGGAGAAUCACCCCUGCAGAUCUGCUUAAGGAAGGGUUUGCUUCACACCGAGGGUCCCAUGGUCUCCCCCCUCCCGUUUCUAUAUUUGUACAAUUCCUUUGUUUAUAACAGGUUUCUUACAUGGUUUUGGUUUUUUGGGGGGUGUUGUUUUGUGAAUAAAUAACCCCCCUUUUCA
This is a messenger RNA of Coturnix japonica (Japanese quail), 2096 nucleotides long. RefSeq names its product scavenger receptor cysteine rich family member with 4 domains (gene SSC4D). Gene Ontology annotation, biological process: zymogen activation. Gene Ontology annotation, molecular function: serine-type endopeptidase activity. The record is from RefSeq and is a predicted model, not a curated record. Gene Ontology annotation, cellular component: plasma membrane. NCBI's taxonomy places the organism in Eukaryota, Metazoa, Chordata, Aves, Galliformes, Phasianidae.